This is a messenger RNA of Drosophila mojavensis, 448 nucleotides long. RefSeq lists its product as uncharacterized. The record is from RefSeq and is a predicted model, not a curated record. The transcript has a single exon. The coding region runs from base 15 to 323 and encodes 102 amino acids. NCBI's taxonomy places the organism in Eukaryota, Metazoa, Arthropoda, Insecta, Diptera, Drosophilidae.
UGCUGCAUGUUGCUAUGUCAACACUUGGCAAACAACUAGCAACAGAGCAACAACAUAUCGCCAUGGAGCUGGAAAAGCAAUCGAAACCAACCGUCUCGUAUCACUUGUUCCUAUAUCGUGAGGAGUUGGCCAGACGCCAGCGACGGCUGCUGCGGCUAUCCCGCACCAAGAUCGAGAUCACGGACGAGCUCAUCUCCAAGACGGUGCGCAACAUCAAGAGCUGCAGCAUGGAUGAUCUUAAGGCGGUCAAUCGGGAGCUGCUCUUCAAGCGGAAACUGAGACACAAUGUCUCCAAGCUGCGCAAACUGGCCAAGCAGCAAUAGUGCGGGCGGAAGAGAGAUAAUGAGAGACAGAUAGAUGUAGAUAGAGCGUAGUCUAAAGAAAUGUAUUGUAUAUAAACAAAUUUUGUAAAUAAAUCAACUUCGAUAAGAUUCUGCAUUUAAAACGA